This is a messenger RNA of Python bivittatus (Burmese python), 428 nucleotides long. RefSeq names its product hemoglobin subunit beta-2. Gene Ontology annotation, molecular function: haptoglobin binding; peroxidase activity; organic acid binding. Gene Ontology annotation, cellular component: haptoglobin-hemoglobin complex; blood microparticle; hemoglobin complex. Gene Ontology annotation, biological process: oxygen transport; hydrogen peroxide catabolic process. The record is from RefSeq and is a predicted model, not a curated record. Lineage: Eukaryota; Metazoa; Chordata; Lepidosauria; Squamata; Pythonidae.
CUCCGAGCGCUCCCUCCGCAGCCAUCAUGGUGCACUGGUCGGCCGAAGAGAAGCAGUUGAUCACCGCCCUUUGGAACAAGGUCGACCUAGCCGAGAUCGGCGCCGCCACUCUGGCUAAGAUGCUGGUGAUGUUCCCCUGGACCCAGCGGCUCUUCGCCCACUUCGGGAACCUCUCGAGCCCCACCGCCAUAUGCGGCAACCCCCAGGUCAAGGCCCACGGGAAGAAGGUGCUCACCUCCUUCGGGGAGGCCAUCAAGCACCUGGACGGCGUCAAGGAGACCUUUGCCAAGCUGAGCGAGCUGCACUGCGACAAGCUGCACGUGGACCCCGAGAACUUCAAGCUUCUGGGAAACGUCCCCAUCAUCGUCCUGGCGGGUCACUUUGGAAAAGAGUUCACUCCGGCCUGCCAAGCCGCCUUUCAGAAGCUG